AGGAGCAGCAGCGGCAGCAGCAGGAGGAGGAGCCGGAAUUGUUUCCCGGGGCUGGGAAAGCGUUUCCGGAAGGCUGCCUGCAUCCCGCACCGGGGCUGGCGAAGGAGGCGGCUGGGGCGGGCGACGAAGCGAAAGCGACCUACGGCGCCGGCUGCUGCUGCGGCUGCAAGUAAAACAGUUCUGCCGUAUUCUUUGAAAACCGCUGAACACUCGGGAUAAUGUGCUGACUGGCGCUAUGGGCAGGCGAUACCCAGGGGCGCACUAUCGUCAAAGCAAUUCAUUGGACUCUGGUGUGGAUACCUUGGCGGGGUUUAUGGCAAGCAACAGCACGACGGACAUUGUGAAUCGGAACGGUCCCGCCACUCCGCCCAACACACUUCUCCUGCGCUCCUCUCACAAUGAACUGCUGAAUGCCGAAAUCAGGCACACGGAGGUCAAGAGCAACACCCCUCCGAAAUGCAGGAAAAAAUACGCGCUGACUAACAUUCAGACAGCCAUGGGCCUUUCCGAUCCCGCUGCGCAGCCCCUCCUGGGUAACAGUUCCUCCAACAUAAAGCUGGUGAAGAAUGGCGAAAACCAGCUCAGGAAAGCUGCCGAACAGGGGCAGCAGGAUCCUAAUAAAAACCUGCCGUCUCCAACGACAACUGCAGGCGUCAACAUAACUUCUGAGAAGUUGGAGGGGAAAGAGCCAAACCAGCAGGAUUCUUCAGGCAGUGAGAUUCUGCCCGCCCAGCGCCUCAGAACCAAGAGCUUCCUCAAUUACUAUGCAGAUCUGGAGUCAUCGGCCCGGGAUGCUGACCAGAAUUACGGGAACAGCCAAGUGGCAGGAGGGGAGAAAUUCUCCUCGCAACCCAACGGUCAGGCAUCGACGCUGAUCGUUAAUGGCGACGCCUUGCCUCGGAAACAAAACAAGCCAGCAACUCCAGAAGACGGACAGGUAGCCACCGUAUCGUCAAGUCCGGAGACGAAAAAGGACCGCCCUAAAACAGGCGCCAAAACAGAUUGUGCCCUGCACAGGAUUCAGAACUUGGCACCAAGCGAUGAGGACUCGAGCUGGACGACGUUGUCGCAGGACAGCGCGUCUCCGAGUUCACCCGAUGAAACAGAUAUAUGGAGUGACCAGUCAUUUCAAACAGACCCCGACUUACCAUCGGGCUGGAAAAAAAUCAACGAUAUAGCUGGGAUUUAUUACUGGCACAUACCAACAGGAACAACCCAGUGGGAACGUCCCGUCUCAAUACCAGCAGAUCUUCAGGGCUCAAGAAAAGGAUCGCUUAGUUCUAUCACCCCUUCUCCUACUCCAGAAACUGAGGAUCUUCACGCGGCCACGGUGAACCCAGACCCCAGUUUGAAGGAAUUUGAAGGAGCGACGCUGCGUUACGCUUCUCUGAAGCUCAGAAAUGCCCCACAGUGUGAUGAAGAUGAUUCUGGCAGCAUCAACAGUGAUCCGGAAGCCAAGUGCUUUGCCGUUCGAUCCUUGGGAUGGGUAGAAAUGGCAGAAGAAGAUUUGGCUCCUGGGAAAAGCAGUGUUGCUGUAAACAAUUGUAUCCGGCAGCUUUCCUACUGCAAAAAUGAUAUACGGGACACAGUUGGCAUUUGGGGAGAGGGAAAAGACAUGUAUCUUAUCCUGGAGAACGACAUGCUAAAUUUGGUUGACCCCAUGGAUCGCAGUAUUCUUCAUUUUCAGCCCAUCGUAAGCAUCCGUGUCUGGGGAGUAGGCCGGGACAAUGGCCGGUGA
Molecule: messenger RNA, 1738 nt
Organism: Sphaerodactylus townsendi
Lineage: Eukaryota; Metazoa; Chordata; Lepidosauria; Squamata; Sphaerodactylidae
Product: amyloid beta precursor protein binding family B member 2-like
Exons: 8
Coding region: 236-1738 (500 amino acids)
Biological process (GO): regulation of DNA-templated transcription
Cellular component (GO): cytoplasm; nucleus
Molecular function (GO): amyloid-beta binding; transcription factor binding
Source: RefSeq, a predicted model, not a curated record